This is a messenger RNA of Salvelinus sp. IW2-2015, 1552 nucleotides long. RefSeq names its product required for meiotic nuclear division 1 homolog (gene rmnd1). Gene Ontology annotation, biological process: positive regulation of mitochondrial translation. NCBI's taxonomy places the organism in Eukaryota, Metazoa, Chordata, Actinopteri, Salmoniformes, Salmonidae. The record is from RefSeq and is a predicted model, not a curated record.
AAAUUUGCGUCACCGCAACCAGGAAAUGCAGUAGCUGUUCAAAUUAAACUUUAUGCACAACAAGGCUGCAUUCAAACUGUCAUGAGCAUCUAAUGCACAUGUUUCACAYCGAGUUAGAUGUGACUCAACGCAGAUACUGUAGUUAUUUUAACAUGACAAGCAUUAGAACAUCUUGUUUUAGUAGCCUGAUUUGUCCAAUCCAUAACAUGUUCUGGACACGGUUGUGCCGACUGAGGAUCCAGAAGCCUUUGGGGAGUAGGACAUGUGCCUAUAGGUUCACCUCUGUCAAGCUGUCAGACCCUAUCAAGCCGCAUKUACCACCUAGAACUCUACUAGCUCCCUGGACCACCACAGACUCUGGUCAUCAUAGGACGUGUCACUCAAGCACACACAUCCAACAGCAUGGCUGGACUGUCAGACGAGACGGGGAGCGAGAUGUUUUGUAUGCGGCACGACAUUUUAACACCUGUGUUCAGUCACUAUCAGCUGUCCCUGGUCAGCCCACCUCCACCAGACACUGGAGUUUCAGUAUACAGAGAAGGUUUUAUUCAACAGCUCCUGUUAAAUCAGUGAUGAAACCAGUGACCGUGCUUGGAAGUGGGAAAAAAAUUCCUAAAGGCCCCAGGACCAAACAACCAUCCAGAACCAAUCAGCCGACCCCAAAGGAGGACAAGGAUAUAAUGCAGUGCAUUGCCUAUGCAACAGCAGACCAGUACCAUCUGCCAACACUCUGCCAUGACCUCAUAGCCCACGGCUUCUACGAAGUAGAUUUACCAAGAGAUGCCUCAAAUGCACUCGUAAUAUGCACUGACAAUACCCAAAAACCCAGUGAUAAUGCAACAAUGUUCUUCUUCAGGGAGGGAUCAGUGGUCUUUUGGAAUGUUGAAGAGAAAACAAUGAAGAAAGUGAUGAGGAUCUUGGAGCGGCAUGAGAUUCAUCCCUACGAGGUAGCUCUGGUCCACUGGGAAAAUGAAGAGAUCAACUACACUAUUGGAGAGGGAAACUCAAAGCUACAACGUGGUAACUUCCUGCUGAACAGUGAAAUAGAUCCUGACAAGGCCGUGCUGGAUAAAUUUGCAUUUUCAAAUGCCCUUUCUUUGUCAGUGAAACUGGCCAUAUGGGAGGUGGCUUUGGAUGACUUUGUGGAGUCGAUUCAGUCAAUUCCAGAGAUGCUGAAAUCUGGGAAAAAAAUAAAGCUGUCCAGAGCAGAGGUUAUGCAGAAGAUCGGAGAACUCUUUUCUCUGAGACACUGUAUCAACCUGAGCUCUGACCUACUGAUCACGCCAGACUUCUACUGGGACAGAGAGAACCUGGAGAUGCUCUAUGACAAGACGUGUCAGUUCCUCAACAUUAACCGCCGGGUCAAGGUAGUGAAUGAGAAACUGCAGCACUGCACGGAGCUGACAGACCUAAUGAGGAACCACUUGAGUGAGAAGCACAGCUUGAGGCUGGAGUGGAUGAUCGUCAUCCUCAUCACUAUCGAGGUGUUGUUUGAAGUUGGCAGAAUGAUUUUCUGAAGAGCUUCAUCAGCGACGRUAAAAUACRGAUUUAA